AGCCCACCAACAACUGAUCGAGCCCAGUUGGGCUCUUCUUCGUCUUCCUUCUCAUCGCGACGCCAGUGGCAGACACAGAGGCGGCGAGCCGGCGACUGCUGUAACUGCCGCCUACGGCCUAUCCCAUAUCCCUCUUCUAACCCCCAAUCUUCUCCGGCGACGACGACGACGAGAACAACCCAGAUUUCCGAUUCCGGCUCCCCUCUCUCCUAAGCUCGCAUUAGCGCCGGCGUCCAUAAUCCCACGAUCUACCGGGAUGUGGAGUAUCAUUAGAGAGGCAUUCGACAAAACACUGCUGGUUGCAAAAGCAUACGGCAUCCUCCAUAUCACUAAUUCCUACCUCUGUACAGUUGCACUUGCUUAUGGCCCCAGCAUGAUUCCGACUAUUAACCUCACCGGUGACCUUAUCCUCGCCGAGAGGAUCUCCCCACGCCUCAGGAAGGUGGGCGUUGGGGACAUUGUUAUCGUCAGAUCGCCGGUUGUUCCCAGUAGGGUAGUGACGAAGCGUGUGGUUGGCAUGGAAGGAGAUCGAGUCACCUACUUGCUCGACCCACACAACAGCGAUGAAGUUCGCUCCACUGUGGUUCCAAGGGGCCAUGUCUGGAUACAGGGAGAUAACAUUUACAAUUCGAAAGAUUCAAGAGAUUUUGGCCCAGUUCCUUAUGCACUGGUUGAAGCAAAACUACUUUGGAGGGUGUGGCCGCCGAAAGAUUUUGGACCAAUGCAGCACAUAGCCAGAUAGAUCAGGGACUGCUAGCUCUCCUGUCAUGCUGUUGUUUGAAAUGGCAGCAACCCUGGAGAAAGAAUGUGUGGAUCAAUCCUACUUUUUCAUGACUUGAGUAAAGCUAUAGCUGUAAGGAGGUAACAGGGGAGACAGAUUAGACCAGAGAUCAAUCCUCGAUUAGGAAGAGUGUGUUCUUCUGGCUAUGUAAAUGAUGAAAGAUGUUCUGCAAUCAACUUCUUUCUGCUAUCUUACUAUAGAUAGUCAUCAUCAUCACUUGUCUCUUCUCCAUCAACCAAUGCUUCCUCAAUCAACAACGAAUCCUCCCAUAGUCUCUCAUCACCUUCAUCUCCUUCCUCCACGUCGGUAAUCUUUUUCUUCUUCUUACCUUCCCCAUCCCUCUCCUUCUCCAUCUUCUUGUCCCGUGGUCUCGUCGGUCGCGAAUUUCGUCCCUCCAUCUUUCUUCUUCUUCCUAGCAGUCGUUGUUGUCCCCGACACAAUCUAUUUCCCUUCAUCCUCAUUCUCCCCUCUCCACUCCUCAUCCAUUCCAGCCUUCCUCUUCUUCUUCUUCCUCCUUCCACGGCUGCCUACAUUCUCAUCCUCGGCUGCUCUACUGUGUUCUGGAUUCACCCUCUGUCUCCUCUAAGAACCAAUCCCACUCUUUAGCAUUUCUAAUCCUCCCCUUGUGAUAACUCUCGAGUUCCCGCCCAAUCACCAUGAACCCAACCUCUGCAUUUCACAAAACCGUCUCUCGGGUUCUUCCCCAGGACUCGGAAUCUAACCCUAGGCGGCGGCCGGGAUUGGUUACUAAUUCCGACGGUGUAUUCUACUCCACCGUCGAGGCGGAACCGAAUGUGCCACCGGGAGACGGUUCUAUCGUCGGUUUGAAACCAUUUCCUCUACCUAGUAGGAUGACAAUUUCGACCUGACCCGAUUUACCCGACCUAUUUUGGGGCGGGUUAGACCCACCUCGUACAUCGACCCGACUUGUCCUGACUCGUCCCAUUCUCGAUCCGUUUUUGUCUAUAUUACAUGUAAUUUUAGUCAAAUUAUUUAGACUUUUCCUUUUAUUACAUCAUAUUUUAGCUAUUAUAAAGUUGUGAAUUAGUGGAAAUCUCAGUUUCUCCAAUAACGUGCCUACAUUUUAUCAUAUUAUGAUUUGUUUCUUGGUCUUAUAAUGAAAAUAAAGAAUAUUU
Messenger RNA from Linum trigynum, 1917 nucleotides. The record is from the annotation of a GenBank genome assembly. NCBI's taxonomy places the organism in Eukaryota, Viridiplantae, Streptophyta, Magnoliopsida, Malpighiales, Linaceae.